CCAGGCUGACACUCUCCCCACAGCAGCACCUGGGAAGGGCUGGAGCUGCCCCUCCCCAUGGAUCUCCUGGGAGCAGGGAUCCUCCUCCUGGCCAUUGCCCUGGCCGGCCUUUUGGUCCUCUCCUCUUGGCAGCAAAUGCACGGAAGGAGCAAGAUGCCCCCUGGACCCAUGCCCCUCCCCCUGAUUGGAAACCUGCUCUGGAUAGAUCGAAACAACCUGCCCAAUUCACUCAUCAAGCUGAGCGAAAAGUAUGGGCCGGUCUACACGCUCCAGCUGGGCCCCCGGCGCAUCAUGGUGCUGUGUGGCUACGAGGCCAUUAAGGAGGCCCUGGUGGACCAGGCGAACGAGUUCCGGGACCGGGGCCAACAAGCCAGUUUUGACUGGAUCUUCCAGGGCCACGGAGUUGCCUUCAGCAAUGGGGAAAAACCCAUCCAUCUGCGACGGUUCUCCAUCAUGACCCUGCGCAAUUUCGGGGUGGGAAAGAGAUCCAUCGAAGAGCGGAUCCUGGAGGAAGCCCACUUCCUGCUGAAAGCCCUGAGGGGCACAAAAGGAGCCCCCUUUGACCCCACCUACUUCCUGAGCCGCUCCGUGUCCAACGUCAUCAGCUCCAUCAUCUUUGGCAGCCGCUUUGACUACGAAGACCAAGAGUUCCUCUCUUUGCUGACCACAGUGGCAGAAAUCUUUCGCUUCAGUGCCUCAGCCCAGGGACAGCUUUUGGACAUCUUCUUUGAAAUUGUGCAACACCUCCCUGGAACACAGCAAAUGGUUUUCAAGAGGUCUUCAGAGCUGAAGGAAUUUGUGGCCAGGAAGGCAAAAGCCCACCAAGAGACCCUGGACCCCAAUUCCCCACGGGAUUUCAUUGACUGCUUCCUGAUAAAAAUGCUGCAGGUAGAAGGGGGGGCUUGAUGGGAUGAUAAACACACAGAUAAAUACACUCAGCCCAACUCAGAUGACGGGUCCUUGGUGCUCUUUGAGCUUGGUUGUUUUCCUCCUUUAUUGGCAACUUGAAUGGCACCAGAUACAAACCUUUGAGAGAUUCUCCGUCCAAGGGUCUUUUGAAAGGGACUGCGCCAGAUUCCUGCCCUACAGAAAGCCCAAAAAAGCAGACAAGUGCGUAAGG
This is a messenger RNA of Ahaetulla prasina, 1120 nucleotides long. RefSeq names its product cytochrome P450 2A13-like. Gene Ontology annotation, cellular component: cytoplasm; intracellular membrane-bounded organelle. Gene Ontology annotation, biological process: xenobiotic metabolic process. Gene Ontology annotation, molecular function: heme binding; oxidoreductase activity, acting on paired donors, with incorporation or reduction of molecular oxygen, reduced flavin or flavoprotein as one donor, and incorporation of one atom of oxygen; iron ion binding. Bases 58 to 906 code for a protein of 282 amino acids. The transcript is spliced from 5 exons. Lineage: Eukaryota; Metazoa; Chordata; Lepidosauria; Squamata; Colubridae. The record is from RefSeq and is a predicted model, not a curated record.